Molecule: messenger RNA, 258 nt
Organism: Triticum turgidum subsp. durum (durum wheat)
Lineage: Eukaryota; Viridiplantae; Streptophyta; Magnoliopsida; Poales; Poaceae
Source: the annotation of a GenBank genome assembly
AUGGCUUCAUCUCUGAAGGUGGCCGCUGCCCUUGCCGUGGCCGUUUGCGUCGUGCUUGUGCUGAACAUGGGCCAGCCUGUGGCAGCCACAGAAUGCAAAGAUUGUCUCGCUGACUGUGUUCACGUUUGCGUCGACUACUCUGACACUGCAUGCAGCGGCAUCUGCACCGCCAAACCUCCUGCAUGCCAGUCAUGCAAGUACACGUCCUUCCUUACGUGUGGUGGCACAUGCUACAGCGCCUGUGCCCAUUUCUGCUAA